AAGGAGGCAGUUGUGAGCUGCAAAGAAAGAAAGGGAGGGACCCUUGUUUCCCAUCCGUGCGAAUGUCCAUGUCGGCCACUCCCAAGGCAAGGCAACCAGCCACCCUGGGAUUUGUUUAUUGCCUUCUCAUGAAAACGCAUGGCUGCCCCCACAUCAACACCUGCAGCUCUUGCCUGCUGCCAUCUGCUUUUCUGGUCGCCUUGUCCAUUCUUCUCUCCUAUAUCUUCCUCUUCCUCCACUCCUCACCAACUGUAUCAUUCUCAACUUCCUUCCACAAAAAUUCUUUCAAAAUGACUACUUCUGAUGUAUCUUCUCACCUCUCUGUGCAUUCCUCUGCAAGUGCAGAAACCCACCAGAGUGUGAGCGAAGCAGAUCUAAGCUUGUGCUUGAGCCUUUCUCCUUCUGCAAAUAUGGGAAAGGGCUAUCCUAGGGUUUCUGGCAAUGAGUCUGUUGGGCCAGUGAAGGAAUCUGCAGAACAGAAGCAGCUAAGUGAAAUGGGUAAUGGUGGGUGGUUUAAGGGCAGAUUGAAGAGAGUUAACAGUGAGACAAUUGGUGGGGAGGAGGAGAGGAAGAGGAGAGUUGUUAGCCUCCAAUUGUGUGAACCUUCUUGUGAGCAGGUGCAGGGCAACAUUCAUUCCUCUCUCAGGACUCCAGCUGUGGGGUGGCCUCCUCUUCAAACAUGCAGAAAAAAUGCAGUUUAUGCUCAGCAAAGGUCCCCUCCCCAUGAAAAUGUGGAAGAGACAACCAGUGGCACUUCUGUGGAGUGUAAAAGGGGCUCAAACUUUGUAAAAGUAGUCAUGGAUGGCAUGCCCAUUGGCAGGAAAGUAGAUCUGAAUGCACAUAACAGCUACAACAGUCUGGCCCUAACACUGGAGAAUAUGUUUCAACUGCCCCCCAUCUUGAAAGAUGAGCGCAAUGGGCGGCUUCUGGAUUCUGCAUCUGAUUACUUAUUGACCUACGUGGACAAGGAUGGAGAUUGGAUGCUGUUGGGCGAUGCUCCAUGGGAAAAUUUUGUCAAGUCUGUGAAACGUCUAAGGAUCUCACAUUCUACCAUUAAUGGAUCUUCAUCUGAGUUGGUUGGAGCUAAAGAUUAUAAGAAGAUGAAUUAUAGAACCAGACAAUUUAUAGAUUUUGUAAAUGCCCAAAGGCUCUAAAAUUUAAAUCCAGUGCAUAUCAUAGUACAAUUUCCUACAAUUUUUUUUUGUUCAAAUUGAGCUACCAUGAGAAUAAUAUUUUGGGUGGGAACUUUUAUUGUUUCCCCUUAUUGCAGA
Cryptomeria japonica (Japanese cedar) is the source of this 1271-nucleotide messenger RNA. Its product is annotated as auxin-responsive protein IAA11. The record is from RefSeq and is a predicted model, not a curated record. Gene Ontology annotation, biological process: regulation of DNA-templated transcription. Bases 63 to 1154 code for a protein of 363 amino acids. The transcript is spliced from 4 exons. Gene Ontology annotation, molecular function: protein binding. Gene Ontology annotation, cellular component: nucleus. NCBI's taxonomy places the organism in Eukaryota, Viridiplantae, Streptophyta, Pinopsida, Cupressales, Cupressaceae.